CGGGCGGGACACGAUGAGCCGCGGCGAGUGAAGCAGGCGGGACGGCCGAGGGGAAGCCCGGUCCGGCGAGCGGGGUGCGCCACCUUGACCCCCUCUUCACCUCCAGGUGCACGGCGGCAGGCCGGUGCCCCUCCAGCCAUGCCGGUGGACCUGGCCGUGCGGCUCUGCCUGAGCCACUCGCCCCCCAUCUGCAAGCUGCUCAACUCCUACGAGGAGCUGCGGGGCGGCCGGGGGCGCAAACCCCUCCGGUCCUGCCUCAACCAGAAGCCGCAAGCGGAGCCCGAGCGGCGAGACAACAGCAAGGGCUGCAAGGGGCAGAAGAAGAAGAGAGUUGUGUUUGCUGACAUGAAGGGGCUCUCGCUGACGGCCGUCCGCUUCUUCUCCAAGAUCGAGGAGGACCUCUGUGACUUGCAGCACGCCCUGUCCGGCCUGGCCUCCCUGCGACCCGGGCCGCGGGACUCGCGCCCAGAAGCCUGCAGGUACGUGCUGGACUUCCCACAGCCCUCUGCAGACUACAAGACUUUCCGCAGCCGCCUGCAGAGCAACCUGGUGUGCCUGGAGAGCUGCCUGCUCCAGGACCGAGCCCUGUCCGGGACGGUGAAGGUCAGGAACAUCGAGUACGAGAAGCGGGUGGCGGUUCGCAUCAGCUCCGACGGCUGGAAGAGCUUCCGCGACGUCUGCUGCCAGUACAUGCACAGCACCUACGGCUCGGCCGACACAGACAUCUUCUCUUUCGAGCUGCUGCUGCCUAAGCCCUCCUGCUCCCACAGAGCCACCGAGUUCUGCAUCUCCUUCCAGUGCGGACAGAAGAUCCACUGGGACAACAACCAAGGGAGGAACUACAGGAUCUGCCCCGUGGGCGUGACCCGCCCUCCCUCUCACGCUGUGAAGCGUGCCAAUGGGGCCUGGGACCAGCUUGGCACCUCUCGGGCUGCUGCCCUGGUCCUGUCUCGCCUGCAGACCUGGCGGCAGUCUGAGGCCCAGGCUCCCUAUUGGUAGGCAAGCAGCCUGUAGAAGAGGUGUAGGUCCCUUGCACACCCUGGCUGUGGUACAGGGGUUUUCGAGGAGGGGUCAGCUGCAGAAGAUGCUGCUCAGAGCUUCUUUAGCUCCUCUGGUGGCUGCUGCUGUGCCAGCAGCUGCUCGCCUCUGCUGCAGCCUCCUCACUGCUGUUGCAAGGCGCAGGCUGGAAGCUGCC
This is a messenger RNA of Dryobates pubescens (Downy woodpecker), 1195 nucleotides long. Its product is annotated as protein phosphatase 1 regulatory subunit 3C-B-like. The record is from RefSeq and is a predicted model, not a curated record. Lineage: Eukaryota; Metazoa; Chordata; Aves; Piciformes; Picidae. The coding region runs from base 139 to 999 and encodes 286 amino acids. The transcript has a single exon. Gene Ontology annotation, cellular component: protein phosphatase type 1 complex. Gene Ontology annotation, biological process: regulation of glycogen biosynthetic process. Gene Ontology annotation, molecular function: glycogen binding; protein phosphatase 1 binding.